Molecule: messenger RNA, 3535 nt
Organism: Rhincodon typus (whale shark)
Lineage: Eukaryota; Metazoa; Chordata; Chondrichthyes; Orectolobiformes; Rhincodontidae
Product: ly6/PLAUR domain-containing protein 1
Exons: 3
Coding region: 214-636 (140 amino acids)
Biological process (GO): acetylcholine receptor signaling pathway
Molecular function (GO): acetylcholine receptor inhibitor activity
Source: RefSeq, a predicted model, not a curated record
UGCCAAGUGAGAGAUGACUGCUGUCACGUGGUGCGACUAUUUGAAUCCUCUGUCCAUUCCCAGUCCAGUCUCUCCUCAAACUCAGUUUCCUCAGGCUCCCAGCCGGGGGACCACUCUGCAGACAUGGCUGGAUCUAGGAAGCUCGCUUAAGACUCGCAACUGCUCGUUCACUCUUCCCUAAUCUCAUCAUUGUUCUGUACAGUGGCGGGCAGAAUGGAGCUCCUCAUUUACACAACUUUCUGCGGAUUUUUAGCGUCCACAGGGCUUGGCUUUCAAAUCCAGUGUUACCAAUGUGAAGAAUUCCGAUUAAAUGAUGAUUGUUCGUCCCCGGAGUUUAUAGCAAACUGUACAGUCAACGUGCAAGACAUGUGUCUGAAAGAAGUGAUUGUCAAAAGUGACGGAGUUAUGUAUCGAAAGUCUUGCGCUGCUUCUACGUCUUGCCUCAUUACAUCAGCAGGCUAUCAGUCAUUUUGUUCUCCAGGAAAGGUGGGAUCUGUGUGCAUCAGCUGUUGCAACAGUCCACUCUGUAAUGGACCCCGUCCCAGAAGAAGAGGAAGCUCAGCAAUGUCUUCAAAAGCAAGCCUAAAACUUGUAGCUGCUGUUGGAAUACUCACAUCAGCAAUUCUUCCAACAUAAACACAUAAAAUGAAGGAAACUCAAGUGUCAUUAUUGGUGUAGGAGUUCUGACAUUUCCUACCUUGCUUUGCUGUCUACAUUUCACAUGCUGUGCAACAGCUUACAUUAAAAAUAACUGACAAUCACCAUCCAAAAACAUUAAAAGACCAUAUUCUUGACACAGAGACAAUUGCCAAUUCCAUGGUUGCUUUAUUGAAAUUUCACAUGCUAUUAUAAAAAUGACUUUUGGAAGAAUCACUAACAGCACUUUGAAAAUUUUCUCUGUGGUUUUUGCCUGAUAUAGUUACACUUUAUAAAAGCUUCAUAUCUCAGUUUCAUUGACUCCAUUUGGUUGCUGCUUUAGGUGUAGCUCAGAUAUUAUUUCUGGGGAAAGAAGCUUUGAGUUAGUGUUCAACAAGCUGGGCCCUGAAACUGAGUCAGCAGAGUUAAAUCCAUCUGGCUUUGUUGUUUGGGUCUCGCAGUUUUGAUGUGACAAUGGCUCAAGCUCAACAUCUGUGUCCUUCAUCACAGUGUUCGAAAGGUUUUUGUUGCUUUUCCGACGUGGAGAGCUGUAUUUGAGUGUGGCAUGGAGCAAUGACCUUGUGGACUGAGUAGUGUUACCUUUGGGAUUGGCUUGGGUUCUCCUUAGUGUCUGCAUGUUUACAUGCUCUAUAGAGUUACAACGCAGCACCUGCAUGAAAACUGCCCUGAACUGCUUAGAGGACAGAUUAUACAGCAGUGGAUUUAAUACUGAGCUGAGAUAAAAUAAAGUAUCUGAAAUAGGCAAUAGGGUUACAAAAGUUCUGAAAUAUACCGUUGUCCACUGUGACUUUUCUUUGGCUGCUGCCAUGAUACGACGAAUUUGCAAUGGGGUCCAACACACAGCUAGGGCAACCACAAUGAGCACUGUAGAAAGAAAACAAAAUGUUUCUGCAAAACUCUUACAGUAUCACCUCUGUUCAUAAAGCAUACAUUCGAAUGAGCCAUUGAAGCAUUGACCUACUUCCCUAAGGUUAGAAUCUACCAGAAGCCAGAUUAGUCAUGCAUCAGCUCUGAAAUGGUGCAGAGAAGAAUGCAUGGGAAGUAUUUGCAGUGCAGAUACAUGCUAACUAUAUAUUUUAGUCCUGCUUCCAUGUACUGUGUACUUAAAGAACUCAAGUGACUUAUUAAAAUGAUGGUGUGAAUAAAUAUCAGCAAGAGCAAACUCUGAUGUGAACUCUCACAUGAAACACAGUUUUCAUAUUAUUGAUAUGCUUUAUUGAGCUCUAAGGUAACAAUUUGAGUGAUAUUAUCAACUUGCCAUUAUAGUAACAAAUGAAGCCAGUCAAUGAACAGUACCAAUAGUCAGUUCAGCAUGUACUGUAAGCUUAUUUUUUCCUUUGACUCAAUUUCAGUGUACAUCAAACAGGGAGGGGAUUAAGCAAUCAGAAUACCCACCUACUGCUAUCCAUGAAAGUUACAAACCAUUUAGUGGUCAGGAUUUGCUUGCAGUGAAUUGGUCAGUUGCCUGUGCAGGCAAAUUAUACUUUUCUAUGUGCAAGUUCAGAAAGAAGCAGAGACAUUUCAUCAUGGCAUGUUCCUAUUUCAACUUUAAAGUUAUUUUUCCUAAAGGUGGGAAAUAACAAUGUUCAGAAGUGAAAGAUUGGAGGUUAGGGAUAAUAAAGCUAGAUGGCGAGCAAGGAUAUAUUAACUAAACCACAUACACACACACACUCACACACACACACACAUUAGGUGCUGUACAUUUCUAUGACUACAUAUAAUAUAGUUUUACAUCUCUAUGACUCUCUAUCUAUAUAUAUAUCUACACACACAUGUACAAUAUAGCUUUCACUUUGAGUCCCUGCAGUUACCAGAGAGAACAAACAUCCAUCCCUGAAACUGUUUUGGAAUAAACUCCAGAUAGCAGAGGCCAAAGGAAAGUGCAUAAAUACACAACACCAUCCAAUUAUCUCUGAGUGAUUGCAUUUAACAAAAUAUAUAACAAAUUUAAGUAAAAUAUAUCAUGAUGAAAUUUGUAAUAGAAUUUUCACUUCCAUUCACAAAGCUGACUAAAACCUGGUCAUAAAUUAUUACCUUUACUAUAUAAUAACUUGCAUACUUUAGUGAAAUAGUUCCUGUUUGUUUAAUGGCCAGUACUGUACUAUUACCAUCAUCCUUCAGGAAUGAUAGAAUUACCUCUGGUGCUGAUGAACAAUAUCUGCCUGAGGCAGUUAUUUUACUGUGUAACAUCUUCUAAAGCUUAUUUCAGCACUUUUAUUGGAUUUUCAACAGCUGCUAUAUUUUAUACAUUACAACUAGAGAAAAAGAUAUUUAGAACUGUGAAAUUAAUCCAAUUACAGAGAUACAAAAGAACUAAGAAACAAAAAAAAUGCCAGAGUUGCAGUAAUAGAUCUAGUCUGUCACUUCAUAAUGAUAUAUUCCUGCUUCUAAUUUACUGCAAUGAAAGGGAAAUCUAGUUUACUGACAGUCCAGUGAAUCAUUCACAUUUAUUAAUGACAAACAAUAACUGUUUAUCAUUUUGCCUAUUAUUAAAACAGAAUGGUAUAUCAGUUAACAAAAUAUUUUACCAUAAACCUGUAUAUAUUCUUUCAAAAUGAAAUUGAUUUCUCCUAUUUAUCGAUUGGUUUAAUUUGUUACUAUACUGUUAAAAAGAUUUUAUUGAAAGUAGUUCAACAAGUGGAGGAAUGUUGUGGAAGAACCACUCCAAAUUGAUUCUGGGACACUGCUACAUAUGUGAUAAUUCACAAAGCCUCAAAAUGUGUUAUUUUGUUAAAUUUGAUAUGGUUGGUAUACAAUCAUUAAAAGAGUAUGAACUAAGAUAAUUAUUGAUUUGAUUACAUUGGUGUUAUUCUCCUUAAUUCCAUAUAUGUCUGACAUAAAAUUUGGUUAAUAAAAGAAGAAAACCCAGAAUCACAUU